AAUAUAGUAGCCCACGUUAUAUUCCAGAAUGUCAUUAUCACUAAAUAAGGAAACAUGAUGUUAUGUGCAGUUCGAAAGUGGGAGGCGGUGUGGCGAAUUAUAUUGCGUUUGAACAUUUAAAAGUGCUUUUCUUGAUUUCUUUGUUCGUUGAAGGUCAUAACAUUCAGUGUAAAAUGUUUCCAUUGCUGGCAGUGACCGAACAUUUCUGUUUUGAUAAAAAAUGAAAUUCCAUCCAUGUUACUGCCUUGCACAAUUUGUAACAGAACGUUUAAGCCAGAAUCACUUGAGAAACACAUUAAAAUUUGUGAAAAAAAUGUGAACAAGAAGAGAAAAACUUUUGAUUCCUCAAAGCAAAGAAUUCAAGGCACUGAAUUGGCAGAAUUUUCUCCAGUUAUUCCAAAAAAGGCUGAGAAGUCUCCAGUCAGAAAAUCCAAAUCAAUAUGGAAGGAGGAACACCAGGAGUUCGUUAGAGCAAUUCGACAAGCUAGGGGCAUCAAUGAAGUUCCUGGACAGAGAAGUUUACCACCUGUGGUAGCUCAAACAAGGUCAACAAAUAAUGAGAAAUGCCCACACUGCAAGAGAAAUUUCGGACCAAAGGCUUUUGAUCGACAUAUAGAAUGGUGCAAGGAACAGAAGGCUCGAAUUCCAAAAUCACCUGUUAGUUUCUUAGCAAAGGAAAGGCUGGAAGCUAGAACCAAGUAUCGGGCUCCAGUAAUAAAAUCAAAACGUUCAUUGACCAGAGAGAAAUAUUCUCAUCAUCUUCAUGGUGGUGGGAGUUCUUUGGGCAGUCGCAGCAACUCUAUCAAUUGCAGUAGUUUGUCAGUGUGCAGUAACAGUUCAGGUCAUACUGUAGCAGCACCAGCAGAGCCUAGCAUUAAGACAAGUGCUCCUCGAAGCCCAGGAAGUGCACCUUCCUCACAACAUAGCAGUGCAAGGGAGAGUCUGAGCUCUUCAACUUGUGGGCUGGAGCACAAUAAUAAUGCACCAUCCCACAGAGUACAGCACAGUAAUGGCUCUCCAUCCCGCAGUCUACAACGCAAUAAGAGCUCUCCAGCCUCUGGUCUACAGCGCAGUAAUAUGCCUCGAGGUAGCAUUCAUCAGUUAGCGUCAUCUCCAAUAAAAAUAAUUUCUCCAAGUAGGAAAGAUGGUGCUAGUAGGAAGGGGGAGUCAGUGACAAAGGUCCAGUCUUCACAGAAGAACUCUGCAGAUGAGGGCUUGCAAGACAUAUUUUCCUCUUCCUGCAAUAUUGCUCGCCUCAGUCUAUCUGGAAAGAACCCUAAGUCUAUUUCUGCCCCGUUUGUUGCUGUUGCCAGAAACAGGAACACAAAGAAUGAAAUGAAGUCAAAUAGGGUUAAACUUCCGACAUUCUUGAACAAGGGCCUUACUCCCAGUAUACCUAGUAUGGCCCUCAUACUCAGUAGUACAGUUGCCACUUCUGAAGAAAUGUAUGAUCCUUACGUUUCGGCUGAGCGUCAAAUGUUGGAGCUUCUAUCUCAUGGAGACUGGCCAGGGAUAUCAGAGAUAGAAAGGGAACAACAAAAUCAGCAGCAGCAUCAACAACAACAUCAAACACAAGUGUUUACAGAGCCACCUGUUCAGUCUCCACCAGUGUCUUCAACUCCCCCAGCACCAAAUGAGUUGCGUACAUCUCCAACCUCUGCAUUUAUUAAAUACUCCUCUUCUAAACCUCAAUCAGAUGUUCCAUUGAUGGUUGACGAAUCAGCACUUGAUUAUCCUUCUUCUGACUUCAAUGAUCUGAUUAUCUCAGGCCAUAAUCCCAGUUCCCUACAAUCUCCACAUAACAUUUCACUUUCCACACUUACCUCAGAAUAUGAUAAAAACAGUUAUAAUAUUAACAAUAACAGAGAUUUCACUAUCAGCCUCAGUAACCUUAGUCUUUGUUCAAUACCAGACUUUGAUUUUAACUUUGAUUUAGACAUAAAUGUGACUAACCGCAGCAGUAACAGUAGAAAGAAAUAUAGAAAGAAGCUUGAAAAUGCAGCCCUUGCACUACAACAGUCUGUAUCACUCUAUCAUCCAGGACCCGUAGCAAAUGAUGAGAGCCAACUGGAGAUAGAUGAUGUAGGUGAUUCUCUUGUACAUACAUCAGAGACUGAAGAUAAUUCUAGUCCAUUACAUCUUACAUCCUCUUUUCCCCUUUCUAUUUCUGACCCCAAACCUGUAAGCACAUCCUCUUUGUCAGUUGUACAUGCUCAUGAUAAUUCUGAAGAACUGAAUGAGAAAUUGGAGGCAAGGAAGAAACGUCAUGAACUCAGCAAGAAUAAUGUUCAUGUAGAAGAUGAAUUUACUUUGCAAGACAGUCACAAUAAUCACCGAUCUACUGGCAGUAAGAUCAGUGGAGAUUCAGCUUACAGCAGGAGUUGCUUUUUAUAUGAUCCACUCAGCUUGAAUCGAAAGUCCCCAAUGGCUGAUGUUGGCUAUCAAGGCCUGGAAAGGCACUCAGAAGUGAUACUCGAUGCUGAUCGCUGCUGCCUGAGCUCCAGUGGAUCAGAAUCAUCACUUCCACCUCUCUGUCCUGUUCAGAUGGAAAGGCAUGGUGGCAAGAGCCCUCUGCUUACUUCAGCUACACCACUGGUUCUUCAGCCCAAUUCAGGUCUGCAGUCACCACCAAAACUGUCAAAGUUCUGUCAUGAAUGCGGCUCAAAAUAUCCUGUCACUAUGGCAAAGUUCUGUUGUGAGUGUGGAAUGAAAAGGCUGUUCAUUUGAGUAAAAUUUUGCAACCUGAAUUGCUUUUAAACUCAGUUUUAUUCUGAUCCAACUUUUUCACCUAGCAUAUGAGGAAUAUAAUACUCACAAGUUUUGAAAUUAUUUCUGAGAGAAAACAUGAGAUUUGAUCUUAUGCUCAUACCACAUUGCCUCAGAUAUUUGCUACUUCUGAUUAUAAACCAAAUGACCAAAAAUGAAUUUAUUUUAAAGGAAGAGUAGGAAAAGUAAUAUUUUCAUAUAUUGUUUUUUCCCUCUUUUUAACAGACUUACAGAGGUUUACAUUUGGUAAAGCAUUUGACAAAUUUAAAGUAGCAACCAGCACAAUCUGCUGAUAUAAUAAAAAGUUGUAUAUUGUUAAUGGAUUGAUCUGCUAGAGUUAAAAUAAUUUUUGGGUAAGUUGUGUUUCAUUCUCAGAACUAUGUGAUUAUUUUAUACCAUGAAAUCAGUGAUAUGUAUUUUGUAACCUGCAUGCUUUGUAAUUACCAUAUUUAGUUAGAAGAUAUUUAGGUCACUAGGGUUUCAUAAUUUAGUGAUUUACUUUGAUUGCAAAUAAGACAAUAUUAGCCCAUUAAAUGUUGUUUUCUUGUCAUUUCAUUUUAUUAGAUUGAUAUUUUGCUUGGAAUAAUGUCUUUUAAUCUUAAAGAACUGUGUGGUUUUACAAAUUCUAUAGUUUUUUGUUACAGUAGUUUUAUUUAAGAUUUUGUUACCAGAACAAAUUACCAAAUAUUAACAGUAUUUUUAAGGUGCUGGAGCAAGUUUGUUGAAUUGACAACAGUUUUUAUCUCAUAUAUUGUGGUAUAAUCACUCUGUUUAUGAAAGCCUGACAAAUCUGUUUAAUUGAAAAUAAUAUUAAUAUGACUAAAUUAUUGUAUAAAAUAAUGUUUUUGUAAUUAACAUUAUGUAGUUAUGUAUGUGAACACAGUGACAAAAGGCAAGGAUAAUUCAAGACGUAUGACUAGGAAUCAGAAUGAGCCAAGCACGUAAAUAUAAAGACAAGAUGGAAGUAUUAAUUCCAUUUUUUAAAAAGACUGAUUUUAUUCACUCUGAACUGUUUUACUUUUUGUUGUUUUUUAAAUAUUUUUAAAGGAUAAUGAGACAUUGCCUGCAUUAUUGUAAAAUGAAAUAAAGAAGUUUCUCAUCUAUGGGACCAAUUUCAUAGUGCUACAUCAUCUUUCAUCGUGGUAACAUUGUAGAAUGUCAUCGAUACUCUGUCUGUUUAGCAUUCCUGAUGGUGAUCAGAAAUUUUACUGCAAUUUUAUGUUUGUUAUUUUCGUUUAUUUUUUGGAAACUAAGAACUUUGUUGAAUAAGUGAACAUUUUUGGAUAUGUAUUCAUGUUUUUUUCUGUUAGGUUUGAUGGACAUAUUAAACAAUUUGUAGAUAAAUCUACUAACAUAGUUAUUUUUUAUGUUCAUUUUGAUGUUUAUGAGACUUGAAUUGCCUUUUAUGUUAACUUUUUAUAAACAUGGAGAAAACAUUUCAAACAAGUUAUUGUAAAAAGAUUGUUUCUUAUGUAUUUUAUAACACAUUACUUAACUGGAUGAUUUAUAAGAAUUCUGACAUUUCUAAAUAUGGAGGAAUCGGAUUUGUACAAAUAAAAUUUAGAUUGAAAUUGA
Molecule: messenger RNA, 4341 nt
Organism: Zootermopsis nevadensis
Lineage: Eukaryota; Metazoa; Arthropoda; Insecta; Blattodea; Termopsidae
Source: RefSeq, a predicted model, not a curated record